Messenger RNA from Dentiscutata erythropus, 438 nucleotides. The record is from the annotation of a GenBank genome assembly. Lineage: Eukaryota; Fungi; Glomeromycota; Glomeromycetes; Diversisporales; Gigasporaceae.
AUCCAAUAUGCUAUAGAGGGCCGAUUAACAGAAGGGGAGCGAUCAAAAUUAUGGAAUAAGGCUCUUCAAAAAAUUCUCAAUUAUAUGAAUAAUAGUAAAACCCGUCUUAUUGGUAUGACGCCAGCCCAUGCCAUGACAUUGAAAGAAGUUAAAUCCAAGCCUUCGAUUAAACCUAAAAGAGAAAGCGGUAAAAAUGAAAUAAAAUUAAAAAAGGGUACAGCAGUUAGGUAUUUAUUGAAACCGGGCGAGCUAGAAGGUGAUCACAGACAUAGGGCAACCGAUCCAUACUGGAGUUUGCGGGUUUAUAGAAUCAAAAAAGUUGUUGUAGGUAAAAAUCCACCACAACCAGUUUUAUACUAUCUUGGUGAACCGAUCGAAUCAAUUGCUCAUUUAAUGGGUCGCAACCCUAAAAGACCUUUCAAGAGAGAGGAACUUCAG